Molecule: messenger RNA, 1899 nt
Organism: Caenorhabditis bovis
Lineage: Eukaryota; Metazoa; Nematoda; Chromadorea; Rhabditida; Rhabditidae
Source: the annotation of a GenBank genome assembly
AUGACGCAAAAGGGGCUCAAAGAAAAAUUCAACCUUCUCGAUGACAUUCGCCAAUACAAAUUCGUCUCGCAGGCCGAAAUUAGCGUGCCGGGAAUGAACGACAAAGAAGACGAUCACACCGGUGUGCUCUAUCAGCUGUUCGAGGACUAUCAGACCGACGUCGAUCGCGAGGAGAACGAGAAGCGCGGAAAGGGACCGCAAACGAAGAAGAAGGGAAAAUCGGCGUCGUUCUUGACGGUCUCCACAAUGUACCGCGAGUCGCUCAAUUCUCUAAUGGGAAUGCUUCACACAACUCAUCCGCACUUCAUCAGAUGUAUCAUUCCCAAUGAGAAAAAGACGAGUGGUCUUAUUGAUGCUCCGCUGGUGUUGAAUCAGCUAACGUGCAACGGCGUACUCGAGGGCAUCCGAAUUUGCCGCAAAGGGUUCCCGAAUCGAAUGAUGUUCGCCGAUUUUCGCUAUCGCUACGCGAUUCUCGCCGCCGACGAGGCCACCGAGAAGGACGCGUCGAAAGCGGCGAAGGCUAUGCUUCGCAAAUUGAGCAAAUCCAAUCAGUUGAAUGUCGACAAUUUCAAAGUUGGAAGCACAAAAUGCGACUACAAGCGUCGAAUCGAUCGCGAGGACGCCUAUCCGAUCAUUCAAGAAAACGUGCGAGCCUGGAUCAAAUUACGAUCGUGGCCGUGGUAUCGAUUGUUCUCGCGUCUCAAGCCGAUGCUCAAAGGGAUGAAGUCGAACGCCGAAAUCGAGGCGCUCGAGAAAAAAUGCAAAGAGCUCGAGGAGAACCACAAACGCGAGGAGGAAGCGCGAAAGAAGUACGCCGACGAGUUGCGUCAGAAAAUCGAGCAGUAUGAGGAGACGAAGGCGCAAUUGGAACGCGAUCGAAUGAUGCUUGAGAGUCGAAAUAAAGAAAUUGAGGAGCUCAAUCGGAAUCUCAAAGCCGAAUCGGAAGCGAAUUAUGAGAACGCGAAGAAGCUCGCCGAAGUCGAGAAACUUCGCGAGAAGGAGCGCAAAGAGUUCGAGGAGAAGGAGCGUCGAAUGCAAAUGGAGGCCGAGAACGAGGCGAACAAUCAUCGGACUCAAAAUGAGAAGCUCAAGGAUCAACUAAGCCAACUUCAAAUCGAGCAGGACAAACUUCAAGCGCAGCGAAAAGCGCAAGAGCAAGCGAACGCGGAGCUCAUCGACGAGGUGGCGCUUCUCAAACAAAAAUCGGAUCGUGCCGAAGAGCAGAAGAACAAACUCCGCGAGGACUAUGAUGCGUUGGACGACAAAUUGGCGGCUGAAAAACGUCAAAAUAAUGAAUUGCAGAAGCAUAAUAAGAAACUUGAAAGCCAAAUGAAGCAAAUUCAAGUUCAAUUGGAAUUGGCGCUCAAGGAGAAGCAUGAGUUCGAUGUGGAUUGUAGAAAGCGUGAAACCGAAGUCGGCGAAUGGAAGCGAAAAGCCGCCGCCGACGCGAACCUCAUCGCAAAAUUGCAAUCGAGCCUUCGGCGAUGCAUCGCGCGAAUCGAGGAGCUCGAAGAGGAUCUUCUCGAGGAGCGCAAACUUCGAAUGAAGGCCGAACGGCAACUCAACGAGCUUCGAAGCGACUUCGACGCGCUCACCGAGCAAAUGGCCGAAGCGUCGGGCCAACUCACCGCCGAGGUGCACAUCAACAAAGUGCGCGCCGAGGAGCUCUCGAAUCUUCGUCGUGAUCUUCAGAAGAAGUCGCUCAACCAAGAAUCCUACAUUACCGAUUUGUGCAACAUGCAAUACGCAACCGUCAACAAUUUGAGGAAUUUGAGUCAACAGUCAGCUACUCUUGAAACCGAAGCGCUUCGCAUUCUUGAUGCUCGCCGAGCUUUCAGCAAACAACCACUACCAAGAGUCUACGUUGAAGAUCAGGACAGCGACAACGAUUCCAUCUGA